Molecule: messenger RNA, 1777 nt
Organism: Pungitius pungitius (ninespine stickleback)
Lineage: Eukaryota; Metazoa; Chordata; Actinopteri; Perciformes; Gasterosteidae
Gene: blnk
Product: B cell linker
Exons: 24
Coding region: 190-1695 (501 amino acids)
Biological process (GO): intracellular signal transduction; cell surface receptor protein tyrosine kinase signaling pathway
Source: RefSeq, a predicted model, not a curated record
AUACAAUCAAUUGGCACAUUGCUUCCCGUAUAAGGAGAGGAAGAGGGAGCGUGCGUGCUGGUUUUAAUGAGGCUGUACUUCUCCCUGCUGAAGCUGACUCGUUGCAGCCCCGGUGCGUGACGGGUCAGUCCCUCACCGCACUUUGAAAAGCACACUCCUGCUCACAGAGGCUCCCCGUUGAGACGUAAAAUGAACCUGCCGUCCAGAGAGGAGUGUGAGGCCUGGGAGCACGCGCAAGUCGCCUUCUUCUUGAGCAGGAACAAAAUGCAGGACUGUGCUGCAACGGUGAACAAACUGAAAAUGAAUGGACUAAGACUUCUGAGCCUGUCUGACAGUGACAUGAGCAAGUUCAGUCUCAUCCACCAACCGCAGCUUCAGAAGAUCGUACUGGACAUCAAGAAGAACGACGGCAGCCUGCUGAACAAACUGAAAAGGCUGAAGAGCAAACCAAGUCCAAAAGUGCCCACCAGAGAUUACAGAGAUACCAAGAGAGACGAGGAACUCUCUGAUAUGGAAAAUGACAUGUACGAGGAUCCACGCGGGGACCAGGACGACAGCUACGAGCCUCCCCCCAGCCACAUAGCCUUCACCGCCACGCCCUCUGCUUCCUUGGCGGUGGGGGAGUAUCUCGACAACCGGCGAAAACAACCCAUCCGCCCUCCCAGGAUGCCCCUCAGCCCGGGCAAAAGAAAACAACUGCCCCCCGAACCCACUGAGACCACGAGCGAUGCAGAGGACUACGUCAGUCCCAACUGCAGCAUCGACGACGACAACUACGUGGAGCCUGAGGAGAAUCCAUCCCCAGAUCCUGUGGUGCACGCCGGGGCCAGAGCAGGGAAGGAACGUCCAAUGUUGCACACACCUUUAGCAGAACGUCCACCCAGUCCUGACUUCUACGAAGUUCCUGACAAAGAGGAAAACUCAUUAUCUCUUCCAGCAAGCAGAGCGUGUCCGAUCCCCACAAGACAUUUUUUACCUCCGAGGCCCAGCCCCAGAGGGAAUCGGGAGAGACCUCCUGCUAUCCAGGAGCCCGCGGAGGACGAUGAAUAUGAAGUUUGUGAGCCAGCUGACAAUUCUAGGGAUAAACCUGCAGACAGACCUUCUCUCCCAAGACCUUUGUCCAGAGACAGGUCACCAAAACCUUCGAAGCCUGUUUUUAAACCAAGGGAAUUUGAAAGCCGAACGCUGCCCGCAAAGCAGAGCGACCAGAAGCCCCCGCCGAAGGCUUUUACGCUGGACAUGAAGUGGCCAAAGAUCCCUUUCCCACCGCUGACCCCACCCAAACCGGCCAACAGAGGAAGUGUUACCGUUGAGAGUGGGUCGACAGACCAAGACAUGGACUCCGACCUCUCCCAGAAACCCUGGUAUGCCAGCGCAUGCGACCGCAGGACUGCCGACAACGUCUUGUGUCGCUCAAAUAAGGACGGGGCCUUCAUGGUGAGGAAGAGCUCGGGUCAGGACGCACAGCAGCCCUACACACUGGUGGUGUUCUACAACAGCCGCGUGUACAACAUCCCGAUCCGCUUCAUAGCAACAACGCAGCACUACGCCCUGGGGCGAGAGAAGAGAGGGGAGGAGCACUUUAGCAGCGUCUCCCAGAUCAUCGAGAACCACCAGAGGACCCCGCUGGUGCUGAUCGACAGCCAGAGCAACGCCAAGGACACCACCAAGCUGCGCUUCCCCUCCAGGCCCUAGAAGGGCCCCACGCCCACCCGCUGCGUUUCCGUCAGACUGUUAACAGACCCCCGCCUGCGCUGCUGGACACGCAGAGCACCGC